This is a messenger RNA of Polyodon spathula (Mississippi paddlefish), 3548 nucleotides long. Its product is annotated as low-density lipoprotein receptor class A domain-containing protein 3-like. Gene Ontology annotation, cellular component: plasma membrane. The record is from RefSeq and is a predicted model, not a curated record. Gene Ontology annotation, biological process: receptor-mediated endocytosis. The coding region runs from base 274 to 1275 and encodes 333 amino acids. Gene Ontology annotation, molecular function: protein binding. NCBI's taxonomy places the organism in Eukaryota, Metazoa, Chordata, Actinopteri, Acipenseriformes, Polyodontidae. The transcript is spliced from 6 exons.
GGAUAUGUGUACCUCCCCUAUCGGCUCAGGCCGCUUCUCUCACGCCUCCUUCUCCGACCCUGCUGCCAGUCCCCGCCUCCCUGUGUGACUGCAAGCCCGAACUUUCCUCAUUCUAUUGUCCUUGACUGAAGUUAUCUAACUAACAAUCUCGCUUUAUCUGUACAACAAACUUCCAAACUUCACCAGCAAAAAGGGUACUAGAGGCUUUAAACCGGAGAAUCUCGGAGCAGCUGCCCGCAGUCUGUGUGCAAACCAGCAGUGGGAAGCAGGCCGAUGGGGAGGAUGUGGAUCUGGUACCUGCUGCUCGUUUCUGGCUCCAGCUCGGUCGAAAGCCAGCUGCUCCCUGGGAAUAACUUCACAACGGAGUGCAACAUUCCUGGGAAUUUUAUGUGUGGAGAUGGGAAGUGUGUCCCCGGGAGCUUGCAGUGUAAUGGGCUGCCCGACUGCUUGGACGAGAGCGAUGAAAGUGGCUGCCCCAGGGUAAAGUCCCGGUGUGCCCCCACAUUCUUCGCCUGUGCAAGUGGGAUGCACUGCAUCAUCGGGCGCUUCCACUGCAAUGGCUUUGAGGACUGUCCUGAUGGCAGCGACGAGGAGAACUGCACUGCAAACCACCUGCUGUGUUCCACAGCACGCUUCCACUGUAAGAAUGGGCGCUGUGUGGACAAGAGCUUCCUCUGCAACGGACAGGACAACUGUCAAGAUAACACUGAUGAGGAAGAUUGUGAAAGCACCUCUGAAUCUGUCCCAGGGCAAGACUUGGUGGCGCUGGAUUGCCAUAUGCGCUACGACCCCAGCAUCAUUUAUGCAGUGAUUGGUAGCGCAGUCAUCUUUGUCCUGGUGGUGGCGCUGCUGGCCCUUGCCCUACACCACCAGAGGAAGCGCAGUGUGCUCCUGCCUCGUGUGGGGCAGCACCUUCACCGCCUGCACCAGCCCCUGCUGCUCUCGCGCUUCGUCAUCGUGGAGCCACAGCACUCCUGCAGCACCUCUGCCGCGUCCUACAGCACCACGCGCAGGAUCCAACUGCUGUCCGGAGCGCUGUGCCCACGCAACUACACCAUGGACACCCCUCCCUCGUACUCACAGGCAGUCCGUGACCUCAGCCGGCCUCCCUGGUUUGAUCUGCCCCCUCCCCCCUACCCUCCCGAUGGAGAGGAGCCCAUGCCAGGGGAUCUGCCCCCCUACCAGUCCCGCCGGGGGAGCAUGCAGAGCCAGGAAAGUCCCAGUGGGAGCCACACAGGGACACAAACAACUAUACAUAGAGAGGCCCAGUCCUAGGGGCCAAUCUUCCAGGGCUAAAUACCACAGGAUCCCCGCCUCUAAACCAGAGCCAUAUACAGAAGAUCCUGCUCCAGUCAUAGAGACCCAGUCCUGGGGGCCAGUCUGCCAGGGCUAAGUACUACAGCAUCCCCGCCUGUACACCACAGCCAUGUAUGGAUUACAUAUGUAUGCCCCCAUCUGAGUUUUUUGUUAUAUCUAGAAAACCAUUUAUUAAAUUGUGCUGAAACUUAGUUAAGGAUUCAUUUGAGUAUGAUCAGGUGAGUAUAUGGAGGAACAUGUGUGUCGUUUGUAUGUCACAGUGGCCAUGGUGGUGUUUGUCAUGGUGCUGAUGGCUCUUAUGGUUAUAUCUACAGCUCUGACGGGGUGUAUGUUACCAACAUGAGCUGGCAAUGCUGUCAUAGUGCAGCUGUCUCGUUUGAUUCAGAAUUAUUGUUGUCUUGAUGAGGUGCCAAAGCAAAUUGAUAUCCAAAUGUCUGUUAUUAUAACUUAUAAUAUACACAGAUAACUUUCAUAACCUACAAACAAUUUCAGAUUUAACAGAAUUAUUCCCAUCAAAAUGGAUGACUGUAUGUUCACCUGUUAGAGAGCAAAAACUCAAUAAAACACCUGGUAAAAUGAAUAGAGAGCUUUAUAUAAAGUGCUGUCUGACAAGGGUGGAAUAGCACUAUGAUGAGCUUGUUUUUUUCUGUUCGGACCCUGGACGUGGGAACAGGUUUUAAGGCCUUUUAAACAAAAUAAUUCCAGUACAUUUUAAUAUGCAUAACCGUCUAUCUAGAAGUCUCUCAUUUAAUACAUGAAAGAUGCACGUGAUGGUGCAGUUUGUUAGUGCUGUUGUUAUUAGUGAACAGGUUACAUUUAGUCUUGUGUUACGUUUGCUCUCAGAGGUCACGUGGUGGAAUGCAGAGUCAAAGGAAGAGCAGGGUUUGGUUAUAGAAAAGUGGCAGACUUAUAGAAUUUUUUCUAGAUUAUGCCUGUUCUUGAAAGGAGGUGGUGGAGAAACCUUAUAUUUUUUACAUUGUACUCAAGAGAAUGUAAAAAAAACCCUGCUCCUCAGUAACCAAUUGCUGAUUUUCAUGAGUUCUGUUAAUUAUUUGUGUGACCACUUGAGGUGAAAUCAUAUUAGAUUUACUGGACUGCUUUACUGCUCAAAAAUAAAAUAGGAUGCAGUCUAAUAUUCAUUGCAUACUGACCUAUUGAUAGCCUUUUAAAUAAUAUAAUUUAAAGAAAAACUGUGUGAAGGUUUUGAAGUGGGAACACGUUGUUUCCCAGUCCUGUGUCUGAUUCCCACCCCUAUGCUCGAGGGCUGUUCUAACAAUCAGUGAAGCCCCAAAUUACAUAAUUCAUCAAAUAAAAGGAACCGCUGAGCAGGCUGGAAUCACUUGGAUGCUGGUUACAAGAACUGUGAGUAUGACUCUGCAAGAGGAGGCAACGUUAGUAAAGCUUUUCUGUUGUGGGAACAAUGUGCUACCGCAUGCUCUUGAGGUCCAUGCAGUGCAAAAACCAUCCAAAUCUGGUCUCCUUUAUCACCCAGUCUUAAUCUAAUGGCUUGUGUUUAUCGGUGAAGCAAUUCAACACAAAGCCUAAGGACAUGUUAACAUUGAGAGGUUUCAAAAUUAUUCAUCAUUCAGAUUCUGGAGCUCAGAAUGAAGGAGAACACAUUGAACACAUACCUUAAAAAUAUGCCCUCUGCUGGUGAAAUGUAUUUAUUGUAUUGCUUAUCUUGACAAUUUCCCCACCUUCAUACUUUGUAUCAUAUCCCAGCUAUGACACUGCGAAGUGGCCUCAGGACUUUAUGUUCACCAGCUUUAUCGCUCCAGUCAAGUCUGCAGUUAUCGCCCCUAUAUCAGAAUGCAAUGUGAACUGUUCAUUUUAAAUCACGCACCUAUCUAAGGAACACAAUAUUAGUUUUGAGUCAACUCAAGUUCUUCAUUGAAACAUCAUGGAACCUGUUAAUGAUGCAACACGUUUUAGAGGCUUUGUUACUUGUGGUUAUGGCGAACAAAAUACUUCAUUGUGUAGGUCUGAAAUGGGAACUUUCAAAAUAAAGUAUGAUAUUAUACAAGAUAAAAUAAAGUUUUUAGUAUGUCUUCAAGGAAAUCUGUUAUACUAGUACUUCCUAGAUUAUUUCACCUCUGCGGGGUCAUCACCUCAAAGCCUUUGACUGGCUGCAAAGCAUGUCAAUCAUUAAGGAGCUGGUUGGUUACAUCGUGUAACAAUUUUUUUAUUUUUUUUUGUUCCUGGGAAGUAAGUGUUAUUUCCUAAUUGCUUAU